AUGAAAAAUUCAAAGAAAUGCUUGAACUUUCAGAACGAAGUUUAUAAUAAACUAGAAAUAACUUCAUCAUAAGUUUUGAAAGGCAAAUAAAUUGAGAAGGAUGAAUAGGUCAAUUAUUUCGAAAUACAUUUAGAUAAAUGAUUUGUAAAGUUCUUGUACAUAAUCGUUUAAGAUUCAAGAGUUUAAUGUAAAAUUGCUACUGGAAAAAUCAUAAGAAAAAUUGUAGCAAUAGGAAUAAUUAUAAGUGAAUUCUCCAACUGGUCGAAAAAGAUCAAGCUCUUUAGAAGACUUAUAAUAGAAAUUAAAUGAUUAUAUUGAGCAAUAUAUUCAAGAAAUUAAAGAGCCACAACAUUUUUUAGACACUUAUUCGUUAUAAAACUCAGAAAUUUGUGAUGAUGAAUUUUCAUAAUAAUCAAUCGAUUUAUGCUAAAGAAUAUAUUAAGUAGAAAUAUAUAUUGAUUUAUUUUUAGAAAAUAAUUGCUCAAUUGAAUCUAUCAGUUAUACAAUCUAAUUCUUUUGAAUAGUCAACUACAAUUUCAUCCCCAAAAAAUAAUGAUUCAAUUUAAAUAAUGAAGUACAUGACUACAUCUACUCCUCUAACUCCAGUAUAAUUGGAGGAAGUUCCUAAAAAAAUUAUUUCGAAUUCAGCAAGUUAAGAUUAAAUAGGAUUUAAAAAUAGUUCGUAAUCUGUGAAGUCUUGAAUUUAUUAUUAAACUUAAUGAUUCAUAAUAUUUUUUUUGACCAUUAAUUCCAAAUCUAUGAUUUUUGCUGUACACUAUAUUAAGUUCUUAAUGCGAUACUUUCGCAACUCACAUACAAAUUAAAUUUAGCAAGAAUAAUUAUUAAAUGUUGUCAGAAACAGUUAUUUAAUAAUCUCCAGGAAAGAAAAUUAUAAAAAGAAUACAAGGUUAUAAAAAAAAAGGAAUUUUUACAGAAUAAGAUGAAUAAAAUAAUUUUUAGGAUGAACAUAAACAAAGUUUAGAAGACAGACUAAAAAUGUAAAAUUAUUUAAAAGAGGCUAAAGAAGAGCUAAUGAAAAUAGCUAAUUAAAACAAAGAUUUCAUGAUAUUCUAAUCAUAUGAAGAAAUGUAUAAGCAUAGAGAAAAAAGAAGAAAUAAAGAAUAAUAAAUGAUUUUUAAACCUUUAUAAUUUCCAACUAAAGGUGGAUCUGUUAUAAGAUGUAAAAAAAUACAGUAAAAUACUACGCCUGAAGAAAUGAAUGCAAACUAUGGAAUAUUAACUUUGGAUUAAAAAAUUAAAGCAAAUAAAGCUUAUACUGAUAGAUAAGAAAGUUAUUCCCCUAAUAAAUUUGAUUUUACAGAAAAAUUUCAUCAUAUAGAAGGUAAAAUUGCUAAGCAAAAUAGAAUAGAAAUGAUAAAAGAAUAUAGUAAAAUAUAUAAAAGAGUGCAAAUAAAAGCAUUUCAUAAAUAAUUAAAUGAAUCUUAAUAUUCUUCAAAAUAUAGAUAGGCAGUAUAAAAAGUUUAAGUAAUAAGUCACAGGAAAAGUGGAAAAAAUAUUUUACCUGUAUUAUCAGUUGAAAAAAAAGAAUCUGUAGAAUCAAUCCUUUCAGAUCUUAAUUACAGUAGAUGGUCUUUGGAAUAAGAUAUUAGUUAUUAAAAUAUACCAGAUCAAAAAAUUGGUUUAUAAUAAAGAUUAGGAGGUGGAUUUACUAAAAUGAACAAAGAUCAAUAUUUAGAAUACUUUUCUAAAUGA
Molecule: messenger RNA, 1713 nt
Organism: Paramecium sonneborni
Lineage: Eukaryota; Ciliophora; Oligohymenophorea; Peniculida; Parameciidae
Source: the annotation of a GenBank genome assembly